Brettanomyces bruxellensis is the source of this 2142-nucleotide messenger RNA. RefSeq lists its product as uncharacterized. Gene Ontology annotation, molecular function: molybdenum ion binding; molybdenum cofactor sulfurtransferase activity; pyridoxal phosphate binding. Gene Ontology annotation, biological process: molybdopterin cofactor metabolic process. The coding region runs from base 1 to 2142 and encodes 713 amino acids. NCBI's taxonomy places the organism in Eukaryota, Fungi, Ascomycota, Pichiomycetes, Pichiales, Pichiaceae. The transcript has a single exon. The record is from RefSeq and is a predicted model, not a curated record.
AUGACUGUUUCUGAGUUCUACCCGCUACCAGUUUCAGAGAUAAGAGAGAAGUACUACCCCAAUUUGGCCAAUCAAACAUAUCUAGAUCAUGCUGGAACAACUGUGUACUCAUCACUCACAUUAGACAAAAUUCAUGAGGCAUUAUCCAAAACGCUUCUUGCAAAUCCGCACUCCCUAUCUUUAGCAUCACGCGAUACUGCCAGUCUUGUCGAGGAAACCAGAUACAAGAUUUUAAGCAUAUUUCACGCCGAUCCGGCGGAAUAUGACAUUGUCUUUUCUCUAAAUGCAACACACGCAAUAAAGAUUGCUGCCUCCCUUAUCCAGGAUGCCGCAGAAAAUUCAUUCAACUACUAUUACAACAUUAACUGUCACACUUCGUUGAUUGGGUUGCGAACUUUAGCCGCCAAAUACGCAACUUUUGACGAUAUAUCCAGUUUUGAGCCAGUUGAAGACAAAGAUGGCAAAUAUCCAGCACUUAACUUUGUCUCGUGGACAGGACAGUCGAAUUUCAACGGCCAGAAGUUUCCUCUUGGCUGGUGUAAGGAGUUUAGAAGGCGAUUGGAUCAUUGCUACACACUUUAUGAUGCCUCUGCAUUGUCAACAUCCGAUCCUCCCGACUUAAGUGAUGCAAACAGCUCGCCAGACUUUGUGGUGAUGUCAUUCUACAAGAUUUUUGGAAUGCCAGAUAUAGGAGCGCUCAUUUUAAGGCGUUCGACUGCAAAACAGCUCGUUGAAAAAAGAAGAUACUUUGGUGGAGGCACAAUUGAUGCUCUCACGAUUGAGGAGCCGUUUUGCCGCCGGAGUAAGCAAUUGCAUCAAAGCCUAGAAGACGGAACGAUUCCGAUCCAUGCGAUUUUGGAAUUGUCCGUGGCGAUUGAUUCGCAUUAUCAGAUUUUCGGGUCUUUUAACAGCAUUCGUUUGCACACGGAUGAAAUCAGAAAAUACGCCAUUUGCAAGUUGAAGCAGCUGAAAUAUGGCAACACUGGGCGCAGAAUGCUGCAGAUUUAUGAUUGGCCAGAUGCCAAACACGGCCCUAUUAUUGCAUUUUCGCUUUUGUCGCCAGCAGGAGACCCGAUUGGGUAUUAUGGCUUUGGGAAGCUUGCCUCAGCUCGAAAUAUUUCGUUAAGAACGGGAACAUUAUGCAAUAUAGGCGGAAUUCAAAAGUUUCUCGAUCGCACAAAUGAGGAUAUAAGGCAAGACUACGAAAAAGGGCACAAGUGCGGUGAUAUAUUGGAUAUAAUCGAUGGAAAACCAACCGGUGUGAUAAGAGUGAGCUUUGGUGCGAUGACUAUGAUCUCAGAGAUUAAUACACUAGUUAAAUUCAUCACGGAGUAUCUUAAAGAGAGCAAUUUAAACAUUGAGGAGGGAAAUCCAGGAGAAAAGCACGAACUUGUAGUUAAAAGCUUGACGGUAUAUCCAAUAAAAUCGUGUCCAGGUUAUCGAAUACCGGAAGGCCGAAAAUGGAAAUUGACCAAGCACGGUUUCGAGUUCGAUCGCAGCUUUGUGCUUCUCGAUUUGCUGACGCAAAAGCCUCUUUUGCUAAAGAAUAAUCCCAGAAUGGCACUUUUAGAUUGUCGUGUGGAUCCACUAAAGCAUAUGCUUUAUGUGAGAGAUAAAAGAGGCGGUAAUAAGCUUUGGGUCAGUACCAACAUCCGGAGGUACAAAACCAAGCAGAUGGGAGAUUUCAUAGCGAUUUCAGAAAGAAAGAUGGUCAAGUUUUUCAGUGAUGUCAUGAACAUAGGCUGCACUUUGGCUGAGUUUGUUACCGAGAAGCAGAUGCAGAAUAAAACCGCUUUCUUACUAGUAAAUGAGAGAAGUAUGCGACAGGUUUCGAAAGAUGAUUCUCUCAUUUCAAGGUUCAGAGCCAACAUUGUUGUCGAUUCGGCACAUCCUUACAUUGAGGAUAAGUUGUCCGUUCUAACAGACAUGGACAGCGGAGUUGUGCUCAAGAAAAGAUGCAAAUGUGACAGAUGCUACAUGAUUACAGUGUCUGAUAGGGGGUCACGUGAUUCGUCGUUGCUUGUUGAGCUUUCAAAGGAGCGAAAACAGAAGGGAAAAGUAUAUUUUGGGGUGAAUAUCGAUGUUGAGAAUGUUGGUUACAGGUACAUGAGAGUUGGGGAUCGCAUAGUUGGAGAGGAGUGA